AUGCGCUCACUCUUCCGCAAAUUCCUUAAUCGCAGAGCUACCAAAGCUAUAUUGCUCCCUACCAAUAUUCUGAAAGCCUCAACGACCGGUGGUAUGGCUACUGCGGCGAUAUAUGCGAUGUCCAUGACACCUCCAACGGCAUUGGGAGCUGUACCAGAAGAUGCAAAAGGUAAAGAACAUCAUCUGGCAGGAGGAUCUGGAUUUAGAAAUCCAUGGCCGAGCUAUGUUGAUUUCAAUCCUGUGAAAAUCGGAAUGUCUAUGGCGUGGCGUAUAAUAUCAGGAAAGAUGAAAUGGCCAGACACCACUCCUCCACAUGUUACAGUAAUCAAACCCACCUUCCUCGCAACCCGCGCCGAGUCGAAGUCGCUCCGCGCAACCUGGCUUGGGCAUGCGUGCUACUACGUUGAGUAUCCCGGUGGACUACGAGUCUUAUUCGACCCGGUUUUCGAAGACCGCUGUUCGCCAUCUAGCUUCAUGGGACCAAAACGAUAUACUGAAAUACCUUGCGUCAUCAAAGAUCUACCCAUGGUAGACGUUGUAGUUAUCAGCCACUCCCACUACGAUCAUCUUUCCCAUCCUACGAUCCUCGAGAUACACAAAUACCACCCAAACGCGCAGUUUGUAGUAGGACUUGGAUUGAAGAAGUGGUUCGAGAGUAGCGGCGUAAAAAAUGUGCAGGAACUGGAUUGGUGGCAGGACGUAGAUAUUACGCUUUCCCCGAAGACCGGAGAAAAAAGGAUAUCAACAGCCUCCUCGGAAAGCCCAGAAACUUCUUCGAAUUCAGACAUCACCGCACGAAUCUCUUGUCUCCCUUGUCAGCACACAUCCGCACGAACAGCUUUUGAUAAGAACCAAACGCUGUGGUGCUCAUGGGCCGUCUCUUCGGGCGGAAAGUCUGUCUGGUUCGGAGGUGACACAGGCUACCGCACAGUCCCGCAACUUCCUGAAGUAGAAGAUGAUUAUGGAGAGAAAUACGCCGGUUUACCACACUGUCCUGCUUUCAAGCAGAUCGGAGAGCUGCGAGGACCAUUUGAUCUUGGUCUAAUACCUAUAGGCGCUUAUGACCCUAGAUAUAUCAUGAGUCCUAUGCAUGCGAAUCCCUUCGACAGUGUGAAUAUCUUUAUAGACACGAAGUGCAAAAAAGCUAUGGGUAUUCAUUGGGGCACAUGGGUUCUGACCGCGGAAGACGUGUUAGAACCACCUGCUCUGUUGAAAAAAGCGAUGAAAUGGAAGAAUCUGCCAGAAACUGGCGUAUUUGAUGUUUGUGAUAUUGGCGCCAGCAGAGAAUUCUGA
Glarea lozoyensis ATCC 20868 is the source of this 1293-nucleotide messenger RNA. RefSeq names its product Metallo-hydrolase/oxidoreductase. The record is from RefSeq and is a predicted model, not a curated record. Gene Ontology annotation, molecular function: N-acylphosphatidylethanolamine-specific phospholipase D activity. Bases 1 to 1293 code for a protein of 430 amino acids. Gene Ontology annotation, cellular component: membrane-bounded organelle; cytoplasm. The transcript has 2 exons. Gene Ontology annotation, biological process: N-acylphosphatidylethanolamine metabolic process; N-acylethanolamine metabolic process. NCBI's taxonomy places the organism in Eukaryota, Fungi, Ascomycota, Leotiomycetes, Helotiales, Helotiaceae.